Messenger RNA from Fusarium redolens, 1335 nucleotides. Its product is annotated as fungal-specific transcription factor domain-containing protein. Gene Ontology annotation, cellular component: nucleus. Gene Ontology annotation, biological process: positive regulation of transcription by RNA polymerase II. The record is from RefSeq and is a predicted model, not a curated record. Bases 1 to 1335 code for a protein of 444 amino acids. NCBI's taxonomy places the organism in Eukaryota, Fungi, Ascomycota, Sordariomycetes, Hypocreales, Nectriaceae. Gene Ontology annotation, molecular function: transcription cis-regulatory region binding; zinc ion binding; DNA-binding transcription factor activity, RNA polymerase II-specific. The transcript is spliced from 2 exons.
AUGAAAGCAGCAGAGACAUGCUGGACGUGUCGUCUCCGCCGAAAGAAGUGCAACAGAGCUCGCCCCAUAUGCGGUAUUUGCGCUACCUUAGGAAUUACCUGUUAUAAUGGCCCAGAGAAAUCUGGUUGGAUGGAUGGCGCAGCUGAACAAAAGGCAAUGGCGGAAACGAUGAAGUGCCAAAUUAAGAAGAGGUCAGAGACACGAGGGAUGUUGUCAGAUCCUUUUGUUGUUACACUUCAACAAGACUAUCAAAUUGGGGCUGACACAACUGAUACAACGGAUCCAUCCGCAGCUAAUUCCCAACCACUAGUUCCCAGCAUCAACACGCCCAUCCCAAGUACCGCCGUGGCUCCGGCUUCAAUCACUGCGUCAGUCUUGGACCUGACUCAGGAGCGCACCUGCGAGCGGUUUAACCCUUCUGAUCCAUCGUCAAGCAAAAACUGGGAGCUAGACUAUAUCAUGAUCUACCUCGAUUAUGUUUUCCCUUUGCUCUUCCCCUUUUACCGACCACCGUUGGUAGGUACCGGUCGCGCGUGGCUGUUGACAUUCAUACGGCAAAACGGUGCCGUCUUCCACUCCAUCUUGAGCUUGAGCACAUACUUUUUAACUAUUGAGCUCAAGAACGUUGUUCCGGGAAAACACAGUUUCUGCAAAUGGACUGUCUGGGAACAAACGCUCAAGCAAGCCGACUUAUCAUUCCAGAUGAUCCAUAAAGAACUUGACGAGGUCAGCCAACGAGGUACGCAGCAGGGACUCAUUGAAAAGGCUCGAUUAAUGGAAAGUAUUAUCCAGUUGCUCAUGUUUGAGUCUUUCUUGGGCAAAUCGACAAACUGGGAAUUGCACCUGAAGCCGGCGAUAACUCUGUUCAAAGACAUCAUAGGGGAAUCUCCAGAGCAGAGUCUGUCGUCCGUUUUGCAUGCCAUGGCGUGGCCAUCACGAGUUACGGGCUUUAUUGGUCGACCGUUAUGGAACACCGAUCAAGCAGCCUUUCGCUUCUUUACCGCCGUGCUGGUCUACGUUGAUAUCGUAGCCAGUACGUCGGUUGGCUGGGAGCCCUUCUUGAAGGACUACCAUACCCAUCUCGUGACAUCUGAUAAUGCGCAUGAUGUAUCGGCGUGGCCCAUCUGUGUGGCUGGCUGUCUUGCACUUGCCGACGACGAACAAAGGUUUCGUAAGAAUCUCGCUAAUAUCAGCGACCAACAAUCGUUGAAUCUGUUUCGUGAGGCUGGUGAGAUCAUGGAGGCUGUAUGGGAGAACAAGGACAAGGCGGGCCACAAGACAUGGGAUCUGGAGGAUUGUCUGCAAAUUUUAGGCCGGCAGGUUUCACUAGAAUAA